UGACAACGUGGAAUGGCGGUUUGUUUAUGUUUUGCCAAGUUGAUCUAAAUGGCUUCAUAUCAAACGACACGGGUUUUUACAGAGCUCAAAAACCGACAGCGAACAAUUUCGCCUAGGAAAACAGAAUAUGACAAUGAAAGAGGACAGAGUGACCCCUUGUCUCCAACUGACCGAGACAUUCGUGUGACGGCGGUCGGCGAAGUGUCUCUACCCCCAGAUCGCUGCCGAAUUACCAUCCAAGUAACAAGCAAGAAAGAAAGCCCUCAAGAUGCAAAGAACAGUGUAUCCAGGCGGCUAGAUUAUAUUAUUCAAUCACUCCAAAAUCAUUCAGUAAAGGAUAGUGACAUUCAGACCUACAAACACAUGACACGAGUGGAUUGCUUGUAUCAUAUGUGUGUUGAACUACGGGUACAGUUUGCUGAUCUUCACAAGUGCCAAACAGUGAGCAAUCUGUUGGUUGAAAAACUGGACGAGACUGUACAUGUUUCUGUUCCAGAAAUGUUUCAUGCCAACACUAGCCUAGAGAGUCUGAGAAAGCAAGCCAGUUUGGUUGCUAUUCACAAUGCCAAGCAAAAGGCUCAGGAGAUGGCUCGGUUUGUUCACAUGUCUGUGGGACGAGCCGUGUACAUUGAGGAACAGGAGUCAAGGGAGUGGGAUGGCAGUCAGGAGAACACAGAACCAGAGAAAUCGUCGUCCAUCCAGCAGCAGAUUGCAGACGCCACUGUCACUGUUAGCAGUCGGGUGUUGGCCGCUUUUGAACUCAAACCAAAGAUUAAAAAACUCAUGAAGUAGUCCAUGGAAGCUGGUUGUGUUGGAUAAUUCCGUCCUUUUCAGAUAUCUGACGCUGCUAAACAUCAGUCUUCUCACAGUGUGGCUGGCAUUAUGUUCACAGUUGUACCGUGUGAUUAUGAAGUGUUCUUGAACAGGUGUAACAGUUAUAAAGCUAUUCAGAUGUGAUAUUUAGUAAAGAUUGGCAGCCUAAAAUACAGAGUGCAAAACUAAUGACAUUAUGUUUUACCAUUAAACAUGCUCUAAUGACAUGAUAAAGUUUUGGGGAUUUUUUAAUCUGUCAUUGAAAAAUAAGUUUUAACUGAAGUUAGUUUGCUGUUUACUUUUAAAGUAUUUCACUGUGAAAAAAAAUCCAUUAAGGAUUAUCCUUUAAUAGAUUACAGUCAUUAGUAUGUGAUGAUGUUCUAGUUUUGAGAGAUGUGGAGAGUUAAAAAAGUUAUUUUUAUUUUUUAACAACACUACUAGAGAACAUUGAUUUAUUAAUAGUCAGCUAUUGGAUGUCAAACAUUUGGUCUUAGAGAGGAAACCCACUACAUUUUCCCAUUAGUAUCAAGGGAUUUUUUUAUAUGCAUCAGCUCACAGACAGGAUAUCACAUACCACGGCAUUUGAUAUACCAGUCAUGGUGCACUGACUGGAUUGAGAAAUAGUCCAGUGGGCUUAUGAACUUAGGAAAUACUUGUUUCUCAGACAUUCUUUUCGAAAAGCCUCAAGAUAUUGAUUUGAAAUUUUGAGUAUAGCUUUAUCAUGUAUUGUUACAGAUCAAGUUUGACUUUCGUGGCGAUUUACCCAUUUGUAUAGAGUUGUGGCCCUUCAACGUAGGAGACACAAAAUGUGCUAAACCUGGUAGGUGACAUGUAUUGUCUUAGCACUGCAGUCCUCUCAGAAUGCUUGUUCCAAAAUGCACAUAAAUCAUCACUAACCCUGGAAACCAUAUUUGUUCAUCUAAUUAUGUCAUAUUAAUAAUAACUUUAAAAGCCCCACAAUGUUUAGCUUUCAGACUGGUAUUUGCAUAUUUGGUAAUAAACAUUUUAUUUAAGUUAAAAAUUAGUAGGGGUUUGUUUAUGCAGAGAUGUAAAAACCUUUAGCUAUUAUGAGAUUUUAGUCCCUCCUGAACACAGUUUAAGUACUUGUUCUUUGAAGCCACAUUUACAGGAACUCUUAGCCUAGUUUCCAAAAAUCUAAUGGAUGCAGAUCACUGCAGCUGACCCAUGCACUCUGGCACAUCUGCAAGUUGAACAGGUUUUAAUUACCCCAAUCUGUCGCAGACCAGCUGCAACCAGUUUUGUUCUCAGUAUAAUGUUCCUUUGGUCUGCCUCAGUCUGAACAGGUUACCGGUUUUUAGGAAACUUAGUUUUUAAUAAUUUUGGUCCAGAAUCAUUUUCAUCUCAUCUCUGAUUUAUAAAUACUGUUGACGAGAAAGCACUGAGCAGUCACUGUCUUCUGUGUAAUCUUUCACUGGUUUGAAGCACCCACAAUAUUCAUGGAUGUGUUCUUACAACAUGGUAUUUGUUUGGUCUGGAUAUUUUACACUUCAUGGUAUUAUGAACUAUUCUGUGUGUUAACUACAGUUAAAUAUUCAAUAAUGAUGAGUAUGUAUAAAUACAUUAACAUGCUGAAUUCAUGUUACUAUGUAUUCUAGUGAUAAUUAUGUGAUAUUUUAGAUCUGAAUUUAAGGUACAUUUGUAAAGAGAAAUAUAUCCAGAUGAGGUGGGCUAACUUCAUCAUGGAGUUAACAUAUUGUGUAUUAUUAAAAACAAUUUUUAGUUAUUUGUA
Molecule: messenger RNA, 2563 nt
Organism: Gigantopelta aegis
Lineage: Eukaryota; Metazoa; Mollusca; Gastropoda; Neomphalida; Peltospiridae
Product: interleukin-1 receptor-associated kinase 1-binding protein 1-like
Exons: 3
Coding region: 49-792 (247 amino acids)
Biological process (GO): immune response; canonical NF-kappaB signal transduction
Source: RefSeq, a predicted model, not a curated record